AUGACACUCGAUUCGAUAAACGAGAGCGGUAGCAGUAACAACACAACCAACAAAAACAAUCAUACGAAUACAAACGAUGGUCCCGCGGAAAGUGGCCAGAACCGGCGACGGAGACGUCGCUGGGGGGAAGUUCCGCCGGUUCCCGCCACCUCCCUUACAACAACAACAACAACAACAACGAACGCUCCGUCCCCACCGGAACUGGAUCCCAAAGCCAAAGUGCUGGCAAUGCAAGAAAGUAUUCGGGCCCGGUUAGCGGCUGCCAAAGCCAAACAAGAGUUACAAAAAACCAUUGCGGCAACACCCAUUGCGACGAAUGAAGCAGCAUCGGGUGCGAGCAAACGGCCUCUGGCGUACGAACCCCCAAACGGUCUGCCGAAAGCAACCAAACGUGCCAAGACGUACAAUAUUGACUUGUCGGUGACGGCACCCACUUUCCAAAAAGGUACAAAAGCAGUCGGCGACGCGACGACUACCGGUACCAGUCCCGCACCCGCGGUGCCGCUCCAAAAGGUGAACAACCCGUACUUGGCUCAUUUGGAAGAGCACGACACCGAAGCCGUCGUGGACGAUCGCUUGGAUCGAGCCUCAAAACCGCGGCGGCCGCACAAACCCUUGCAUUUUAUCGAACCGGGCACCUUUGCCGCGCUGGCCGAGCGCAAACGCGAAAAAGCCGCACUCGCGCAGGCGAGUGGGUACGUGUCGGGGCGCAAGACGGGGCACACGAUUGUUUCCGCCAACCUGGCGUCCGUGUACGGUCCGCAACACGGGAGAGAUGAAGAGGAAGACGAGACACUCAAACCGCGGUGGGACGCACAUCCGGAUACCAAAAUGCCUUUGACGAUGGAAUGGUGGGAUACGGAAUUGUUGCCCCAGAAAUUGAAAAAGCAAGUGGCGGCCGCGGAAGCAAAAGAACUCAAUAGUCAAGCUCAAGCGCAGUUGGUGAAUCUAGACGACACGGACACUGGUACCAAGGCAGUGACCAGUGUUGCUGCAGACGGAAAUUUCGAGGCCUUGCAAAAAGCGUGCUUUGAUCAAGCCGCGCUAUCCUACAGCAAAACUGCAGCCUUGGUUCAACACAUCGUGCCAAUCAAACCACCGAACGCACCGUCCGGUCCGGCGAAACAGGCGGUCUUGCAUUUGACACGAAAGGAACUCAAACGUCAACGAAAGCUGCGCCGGCAAGAGAAGCAACGUGAGAUGCAAGAUUUGCAAGCUGCUGGUCUAGUACCCGCACCCGAGCCUCGCUUGACCUUGUCCAAUUUUAUUCGUGUGCUGGGUGAUCAAGCAUUUUUGGAUCCAUCGCAUAUGGAACAAAAGGUUGCUCAGCAAAUGCAGGCUCGGCAACAAGCCCAUUUAAAACGGAAUGAAACCAACAAAUUGACGAAAGAACAGCGGGCCGCCAAGCGCACCAAAAAACUACAGGAAGACACUUCGCAAGGGGUCACUGUCGCGCUGUUUCUAGUGCAGGACUUGUCCCAUCCCUUGUUGCGCGCGAACCUGGAUUUGAACGCCCAGCAAAACAACAUUUCUGGAGCAGUAAUCGAAUGCCAAGAUCCUUCACUAGGCUGUGUGAUUUGCGAAGGCGGUCCCAAAGCAAUCAAACGCAUGACGCGACUCAUGUUGGUACGGAUGAAAUGGCGGGGCCCUGAUGACGGAGAAGAAUUGGAGUACGAAAGCGAUGAAGAGGAUGAAGCUGGUGAGUAUUCUACACACAAAUACAAUCCUGAUAACAAGUGCGAAUUGGUCUGGCAAGGAAUGGCGGUCAAGCGAGUCUUUAAUGGCUUUCUCUUUCAGUCGGUCGAAACUUCCAAUCAAGCGCGCAAAAUUCUCAAAGCCAAAGGGGUAUCUCACUAUUGGGAUCAACUUUUGAUAUGCAAAAGUGGUCGCGGCGAAGUCUUUCGCUUGAAGCUAGGCGAUGACAGUGAAGACGAAGAAGGCAACCCGUUUGAGAAGCUGGACGAAGACAUUGUCAUGGCUGACGAGUAG
Phaeodactylum tricornutum CCAP 1055/1 is the source of this 1989-nucleotide messenger RNA. RefSeq lists its product with no specific name. NCBI's taxonomy places the organism in Eukaryota, Bacillariophyta, Bacillariophyceae, Surirellales, Neidiaceae. The transcript has a single exon. Bases 1 to 1989 code for a protein of 662 amino acids. Gene Ontology annotation, biological process: mRNA splicing, via spliceosome. Gene Ontology annotation, cellular component: U4/U6 x U5 tri-snRNP complex. The record is from RefSeq and is a predicted model, not a curated record.